Vigna unguiculata (cowpea) is the source of this 4897-nucleotide messenger RNA. RefSeq names its product disease resistance protein Roq1-like. NCBI's taxonomy places the organism in Eukaryota, Viridiplantae, Streptophyta, Magnoliopsida, Fabales, Fabaceae. The record is from RefSeq and is a predicted model, not a curated record.
UAAGCACAGUAGACUCACCCCUUUGUUUUAGCUAAAUGAAAAAUGUACAAUAUUCAUUUGUUUAAGACUACUUUUAAGAACCUAGGCCCAAAUACAAGGUGCAAAAGAAAACCUAGACUACUUUUAAAAAUAUUUUGAUAACUCAUCUCUAUCCUUCAGUCCAACUUUUUUUAUUUAGAUAACAAAGCAUUCCUUGAGGCCUUAGUUGAUUAGAAUAGGAAGCUACCAAGAAGUCUACAAUACUCUCAACAAUCUUUGCAAUUUAUUAGAGACAUGGAAUAAUCUUGGUAAAAAUAUCUAUAGGAGAUCCAGUGCAUGAAAGUUAUCUUGUUUCAAUAAAUUGAAAGAUCUGCAUGACAAACCUAUUGUUUGAUACCAUGAAAAUAUUGAGAUUGUUUAUCCUUAGCAUCAAAUGAGUAAUUAGACUUUGAAAUUGGGUAAGGGUUACUUGUUCAGUAAAAGUUGUAGGCUGUGAGUUAAUGAUUGUUUUCUGCUUACUUAGUUAUGAUUACUUUUUCUCCCUUAUUAGCGAUUGAGAUUUUUCUAGAUAUUUUAAGAUCAUAUUUUAUAUUUUCUGUUUGUUGUGUUCUGUGAAGUUGAAAUUAGUGAUAAUCUUAUUCUAUGGGAAAGCUGAUCUAAUAGUCAAUGUUUUGGUAGAAUUGAUUGUUAGUCCUUAUUUUUUGCUGAUUUAAAUCCUUUUGUAAUAUAUAUUACCUACUACACUUAGUAAUGAAAUGAGUUUUUCUCCUUUUUUAUUACUUGUGCACUUUUAACCAAAAGCUCUCUUCUCUGUUUUUCACAUUUUCUUUCAGUGUGCUUGAUUUUUGUAACAUUGCAUCAAAAGUUUAGUUGAUCUUUAAGGACAUGUAAGAGGGAAUGAAAACUAAUUAGAAAUUCAUAUACAAUGCAUAAAGGGAAUACCCAAAAGAAAGGAUGGCAUCCAACAACAUCUUUCUUCCUCCAACUUUAGUAUUUGUUGGUGAGAAUUAUGACUAAGUGGACUGCAAAGUUGAAAACUUAUUUGAGAGCUCAAAUUUUAGGGAAUGUGGUGGAUGAUGGAAGUAAUCCAACUCCAUUACAACACAAUGCAACAAUGACUCUGAUAAUUUUCCUCCCCUUUUACUUGUGCACCUAAAAACUAAAGCUCUCUUAUUUUAUUUUUAAUUUUUUUUCUGUUUUUCAUCCUUUGUUUCACUGUCUUUGAUUUUGUAACACUACCCAAUGAAGGGGUUUUUAGCCUUAUCUAUAAAAGUUAACCUGUAUCACUUUAUAAAUGUUUCAUAUAUAAAGUUCAUUGCUGGAUAAUUAGUUGACUAUUCUCUGUAUGAUGCCUCAACAAAAUGGACCGAGUGAAAGGAAAAACAGAAUAGUGCUAGAGUUUACUUCAUGAAAUAUUGUACCAAAUACAAAACAAAAGUAUAAUCCGAAUUAGUUUCACUUAAUUAUCAUGAUUACCUAAAAAAUCCUAUUUAUGAAUUUGUUCUCUGUGUAAUACAUAAAGUUUUCCUUUCUGCAUUUUUAAUGAUAUACAGUAGCUGAUAAGUCCAUUUGAAUAGCUGAUAUACUACCAAUUAGUCUUAUGACAACCCUCAACGCCCUAAUCUUGCUAGUAGAUAUUAAAAUCUUCCUGCAACAUUUCUAAAGGCCAAAUUUCAACUUCUGACAAAUUUAGUGAUAAGUUUUAUCAAUGAAGUGGGUACAGUGUAGACCUUGCUUUUUUAGUGGGCAUGACAGAUGGAACGCUGCAGAUAUAUACAGAUUAUUGAUGAUCUUGUUUAAACAUCUGAGAAUUCGCCUCUUCAACUUCCAAACUCCCACGGAAGUACGAUGUGCUCAUCAACUUCACAGGAGAAGACAUCCGCAGGAAAUUUGUUUCUCAUCUCGAUUAUGCUCUCUCUACUGUUGGGCUCACUACUUUCCUUCAUGAGGAGAAUGCAGUGAAUGACAUGCACAUCCAACAACCUAUUCUCAAUCUGUGUCGGGUAGCAAUUGUUGUUUUCACCAAAACCUAUUCUCAAUCUGCUUGGUGUCUUCAUCAGCUCCAACAAAUCAUCAAAUGGCAAGAAACUUAUUCCCGACAUGUUUUUCCUGUAUAUUACGAAAUUCAGCCAUCCGAUGUACGUCUUCAGAAGGGUGAUUUUGGAGAAACAUUCAAAGAAACUGCACAACAAACAUUUUCAGCACAACAACUAGAGCAUGGCAUGUCCAGGUGGAGCCACACACUCACCAAAGCAGCAAAUUUCUUUGGAUGGGAUGAGAGCAAUUACAGGAGUGAUGCUGAACUUGUGGACAAAAUUGUUGAGGGCGUUCUUAAUUUACCAGUCUUGUUUGCUACUAAAUUUCCAGUUGGAUUACAAUCCCGCUUGAACGAUGUGAUUCAAAUUAUAAAAGAUAAAUCCAGGGAAGUUUGUAUAAUAGGAAUAUGGGGUGAGGGAGGUUCGGGGAAAACCACCCUUGCCAAAGCUAUCUACAAUCAACUUCAUGGUACAUUCACACAUAAAAGUUUUAUUGAAGAUAUUUCACAAGUUAUUCAAACAAAAGGGCAUGUUCAUUUACAAGAACAACUACUUUCAGAUGUCCUAAACACAAAGAUGGAGAUACACAGCGUUGAGAUGGGAAAAAAUAAGAUUCGGGAAAAACUUUGUGGGAAAAAAUUGCUCAUCGUACUUGACGAUACCAAAUACGAUCCAUUAUUAAACCUACGCGAUAGUCAUGUAUGGUUCGCUAAAGGAACUGUCAUAAUAAUUACAGCAAGAGAAGAACACCUACUAAGGAUACCUCAAAAUGGUUCUGCUUUUCCAGUAAAUCUGUUGAGCACAAAUGAGUCCCUUGAGCUUCUUAGUUGGCACGCAUUUAGAGAAGCAAAACCAAAACAAGAAUACAAUGACCUUGCAAAAAGAGUAGUUGUUUAUUGUGGAGGACUACCUCUUGCUCUUGAAGUCAUUGGAAGUAGUUUAUUUGAAAGGACUAAAGAAGAAUGGAAGAGUGUAUUGUUAGAAUUAAAGGAAAUUCCUGAGCAUGAUGUCCAUCGGAAAUUGAAAAUAAGCUUCAAUGGUUUACGCAAUGAAAUGGAAAAAGAUUUAUUCCUUGAUGUUUGUUGUUUCUUUGUUGGUAAAGGCAGAACCUUUGUUACAAAGAUCCUAAAUGACUGUGGAGUAGAUGCUGAUAGUGGACUAAGAAUUCUCAUUGAGCGUAGCCUCGUACAAGUUAAAAAGAACAAGAAAUUAGGAAUGCAACAGUUGCUACAAAAAAUGGGAAGAAAAAUUAUUUGUGAAAUUUCAAGAAAGGAACUUGGAAAGAACCCUCCACUAUGGUCUGGUCAGGAUGCAGAAUAUGAACGAUUAGAGAAUACUCUCUUCUCAUCACAACAGACAAAAGUCAUUCAGAAAAGAUUGUCUUUGAAAAUGUUUUUAAUUGCCACAAGAGAGUUCGAACGUUAUCCUUCAGGGGUAAGAGACACAUCAAGGCUUCUGAGACUCUUCAAAGUUUUUGGGAAACUGAGAUGGAUCAGUUUGCAAGGGUUUUCUUCAGAAUACCUACCUAAAGACAUUUAUCUGCAUGAUGCAAUGGCGAUUGAUUUAAAACACAGUCUUCUUCGAUUCGUCUGGAAAGAACCUCAGGUUUUGAGUUGGCUAAAAGUCCUUAAUCUUAGUCACUCCAUGUACUUGAGAGAAACUCCUGACUUUUCUGGACUACCACGUCUUGAACAACUCGUUCUCAAAGAUUGUCCAAGCUUGCACAAAGUACACCAUUCUAUUGGAUGUCUCAACAAUCUUUUAUUGCUAAAUUUGAAAGAUUGUACAAGUCUAAGCAAUCUCCCAAGAGAGGUAUAUAAGUUGAAAUCUUUAAACACUCUCAUUCUCUCUGGUUGUUCGAAGAUUGACCUAUUGGAAAAAUAUAUAGUGCAAGUGGAAUCCUUGUUAAUUCUAAUUGCUGAAAAUGCAGCUGUGAAACAAGUGCCCUUUUCAAUUGUAAGCUCAAAAAACAUUGGAUAUAUAUUUCUACGUGGAUGUGAGGGAUUGUCAUGUAAUCUUUUUCCUUCUAUCAUUCGGUCUUGGAUAUCACCAAUAAUGAAUCCCUUAUCUUAUGUUCACUCAUUUUGCAUGGAUAUUGAGGAUAAUGGUUGGAAUGAUUUUGACCCAUUGCUUAGCACCCUUGCAAAUCUUCGAAGUGUUUUGGUACAAUGUGACACUGAGUUUCAAUUAUCUAAGCUUGUUGAAACUAUUCUGAUCGAAUAUGGAGUAAAUAUUUCAAAAUCAGAAAUUUCACAGCAGCACUUCAAGUAUUCUUUGAUUGGUGUUGGAAGAUGCAAGGAUUUCUUCAAUGCUGUCAGUGAUAUCAUUUCUAAGGUAUUUGCAAGCAAUGAGUCACGCGAUGUUUCUCUCCCAGGUGAUAAUGAUCCUUAUUGGUUCGGCCACAUGGGUGAGGGUCGUUCUGUUUUUUUCACCGUGCCUCGAGAUCAUGACUUGAAGGGAAUGGCUUUGUGUGUUGUUUAUUUAUCAACACCUGAAAUUGUGGCCCCUGUAUGCCUUAGAAGUGUCUUAAUUGUUAAUUACACAAAGUGCACAUUGCAGAUACACAACCAUGGCAGGGUAAUUUCCUUUAAUGAUAUAGAUUGGCAAGGUAUAAUAUCAAAUUUAGGACCAGGAGACAAGGUGGAGAUUUGUGUGACUUUUGCUCAAGAAUUGGUAGUCACGAACACAAUUCUCUAUCUGAUAUGUGAUGAAUUAAAUGACUUACAAAAGGAGCCUGCGCCAAAGAAAAAUUCCCUCAUUAGAUUUGUAAAGAAAGUUGUAAUGUGACCUCUGAUAAGUCAUUUAUCUUCUUUGAGAACAGCAAGAUCUUGAGUUAUGGAAUUAAUCCUUUUGUCCUUGAGUGCAAUUUAUGUUUCCUCAUA